Alosa sapidissima (American shad) is the source of this 2517-nucleotide messenger RNA. RefSeq names its product solute carrier family 2 member 15b (gene slc2a15b). Bases 46 to 1584 code for a protein of 512 amino acids. Gene Ontology annotation, biological process: monosaccharide transmembrane transport. The transcript has 12 exons. The record is from RefSeq and is a predicted model, not a curated record. Gene Ontology annotation, cellular component: membrane. Gene Ontology annotation, molecular function: hexose transmembrane transporter activity. NCBI's taxonomy places the organism in Eukaryota, Metazoa, Chordata, Actinopteri, Clupeiformes, Clupeidae.
UCAGCUGCUCUGCGUAACGGGGAGCCGCUGUCUAUGUAUCCAUAAAUGGCGGAAGAGGUCUUGAUUGAGUCUUCUGGGAAAAUCUCUGGGCAUCUGACCAAGUCCCUGUUAGCGGUAGCUUUUCUCUCGUCCUUCGGCAGCUCCAUGUUGUAUGGCUACAACCUGGCCGUAGUCAACUCUCCUGCUGAGUACAUUAAGGAAUUCUACAACAGCACGCUGAUCAGGAGAAAUGGCGAGGGCGUGGAUGAGCAGACCCUUACGCUCAUGUACUCAGUCACCGUCUCCAUCUUUGCCAUCGGCGGCCUUAUCGGUUCCUUCAUGGUGGGAAUUCUCGUCAGCAGAUUCGGGAGAAAAGGGACACUGGUGUACAGCACGGUGCUGGUGUUCAUAGGGGGCGCUCUCAUGGGCUCCAGUAGGAUGUGUGGCUCACCUGAGAUGAUCAUCGUUGGGAGGUUUAUCACCGGGAUACACUCAGGGAUCUCGCUCAGCGUUGUGCCCAUGUACUUGGGGGAGAUUGCGCCGAAGAACCUGCGAGGGUUCCUAGGACUCGUGCCCAGCAUCUUUAUCUGCAUCGGAGUCUUCAUCGCUCAGAUCUUGGGUCUGCACGAGCUGAUGGGGAAGGAGGAGUACUGGCCCGUGUUCCUCUCUCUGGUCGUGGUGCCCACCUUCAUCCAACUCAUGCUGUUGCCAUGGUUUCCAGAAAGUCCACGGUACUUGCUGAUAGAGAAGCGAAACAUCCACGCCACCAUCACAGCCCUGAAGUGGUAUCGCAGGCGGAGCAACAUCCAGGCAGAGGUGGAGGAGAUGCAGGAGGAGCAGCGGUCACUCUCGUCCGUCCAAACUCUGUCCGUGCUCGAGCUGCUACAGGACCGCACCGUCCGCUGGCAGGUGCUGACUGUCAUGGUGGUCAACGCCGGCAUGCAGCUCUCCGGCAUCGACGCGAUCUGGUUCUACACCAACGACAUCUUUGAGAAUGCGGGCAUCCCCCCGUCCCAGAUCCAGUACACCACGGUGGGCACCGGGGCCAUCGAGGUCAUCGCGGGCCUAGUCGGGUGCUUCACCAUUGAGAGACUGGGCAGAAGACCCCUGAUGAUUGGUGGAUUCAGCUUCAUGGGAUUCUGCUGUGCUGGAAUCACGCUGUCACUUAUCCUUCAGGCCCGUGCCCCCUUCAUGCACUACAUUAGUGUGGCCUGUGUGGUGGGAAUCAUCGCUGGCUUCUGCAUAGGACCAGCCGGUGUGCCUUUCUUGAUGACGGGGGAGCUCUUUAAGCAGUCCCACAGACCUGCUGCCUUCAUAGUGGGAGGGUCACUCAACUGGCUGUCCAACUUUACCGUAGGAUUCAUCUUCCCUUUCCUGCAGAUGUCCGCCGGGGCCUACUGCUACCUGGUCUUCUUCGGCGUGUGCGCGGGGGUGUCGGCCUACGUCUACUUCAUCAUCCCCGAGACCAAGAACAAGACGUUUGUGGAGAUCAGCCAGAUGUUCAACACCAAGGACAACUCUAUGGAGAUCCACGCCCUGGGCAUCACGGCGCACGGCAGCAAGAUGAACGGCUACGGCGCCCUGGAUGAGGAGAGGGAGAAAUAAAGGGAGAGGGGAAGGAAUAGAGGAGUGGUGGAUGAAGAGGAAGAGAAACAGAGGAUAAGAAAAUUUGAGUCAGAGGCAGAGGAAGGGUAGAUUUAGCUGGCUGCUAGCUGGCUGUGGGGUGGUGUGUGUGUGUGGGGGGGGGGGGUCGGUUAGGAAUAUGUUGCACAAAACUCUGUACUGUCUGUUUUGCCUGUGGGGGUUUUAGCAUAAUGGAUUGGAGUUCAAUGAGUACUCUUAACAGUUCGGUACAAUCAUCUGUUGUCGUUCGUUGUAUUUAAAAAUGUUAUUUGGUUUUGUGCCAGAGUUUUACAGAAGAGGUUCUUUGGCACAUCCCUCAAAAAGUGCCGCAGAGAGCCUGAUGUACUACUGCUGUGGUGGGAUGAAUUGCCUCUGCAUAUGAAUGUAUAUGAAUAUGUCUUUAAAUGCAGUUUCUCACCUUUCUCCAUCCUCUGUGUCUGUAUGAGGAUUGUGAGUGACAAGUGUACAUUUACCAGGCACCUGUGGUACCUAUAUGUGAACCAUGUACAUGUGUUACAUCAUUGGAAAUGAUUGAGCUGUUUCAUAAUUUAAAUCAUCAUUCUUUUCCAUUUACUCAAAAUGUUACUGAUGAGUUAGUUGCAGAGUCAUGCUGAGCACCCAGUCAUGUGUUGUAAUUUGUACUUUCUUAAGUUAUAGUUUCUGUUUUAUAUCCAGACUUCACAUGAUUCCUAUUUUCCAGUGUUAUCAGUGAUUGGAACCAGUCAUAAAUACCUGUAUUCAUUCAUUCAUCUGCAUUUCAACAUGGUGCCUACGUAACGUUUGCCUCCUCCUUAAAGGUUGUAUCAGCGAUCGCAGGCCCAAAAAAGGUCCAAACAUAAAUGAUCACAUUAAUUUAAUCUUCCCUAACGAGCCGCUAGCUGCCUGCCCCAUAAGCAGGCCGUCAAAAAAAACACG